GUAAGCUGUUCACUUCCCGACUUUGUAGGAAGCGAGAAGCAGCUGCUAUGUGGAUGUCGGUUUUAUUGUAUUGUACAGAAGCAGUAGUAGUGAAAUAGUAACGUACAAUAACGAAUACUGAAAUUUGAUAGAGGUAGUUAGUAGCUAUAUAUAGAUAUUGUAUUAUAUUGUUAAAUUUCACCUAGCUGUUUUACUAGACUGUCAGUAACGUUAGCUAAAGUUUACAAUGGGCUUACUCACAAUACUAAAGAAAAUGAAGCACAAGGAACGAGAGAUGAGACUACUGAUGCUUGGCCUAGAUAAUGCUGGGAAAACGACCAUUUUGAAAAAAUUCAACGGAGAAGAUGUCAGUACCAUCUCCCCUACACUAGGGUUCAAUAUAAAAACGCUGGAACACAGAGGGUUUAAACUGAACAUCUGGGAUGUGGGAGGCCAGAAGUCACUGCGUUCCUAUUGGAGGAAUUACUUUGAGAGCACAGAUGGGCUGGUGUGGGUUGUGGACAGCGCUGACAGAUUGAGACUGGAGGAUUGCAGGCAAGAGCUGAGCGCUCUGCUACUAGAAGAGCGCCUAGCUGGAGCCACUCUCUUGGUGUUUGCCAAUAAGCAGGACCUGCCGGGGGCACUGUCUAAAGAUGCCAUUAGGGAGGCGAUGGCUCUGGACAGUAUAAAGACUCAUCAUUGGUGUAUCAUUGGGUGCAGUGCAGUUACUGGGGAGAACCUGCUUCCUGGUGUCGACUGGCUACUGGAUGACAUCGCCGCACGGAUAUUCACAGCCGACUGAGGCAAUAUUCACACACUAACCUAACAGAUACACUUAAUACUCUGCUCAUGAAUCCACACACAUCCAUACAGGACAAUAAUCUAGGCAACUGCAGUCGAACUCUUGAUGGAAAAUGGAUCACUGGCACCACAGUGGUCAUUCCUGAAGAGUUUUCAUAUUUGGCUUUUUUUUUUUUUUUUAACAGAAGACUGAAGUCAAGGGACCCUAACAUAUUGAGAUCCUCACAUAUCACUAUUGGUUGUAAAUCUUUCUUGUGUGCAGUAUGACUAAGUUAUAAUUUGUGGUAUUACCAGUUUUGUUCUGAGAAAUCAAAAUAAACUUUUAAAAAAAUCUAUGAAGCGUAUUUUCAACUUCAAGUUUAUCUUCAAGUUCAGCCAAAACUUUUCUAAAUCUUCUGUACUGCACAAUAAACACAUUGGUUAUAAUUACUGAAUCAGAUUACAGCAAAAUUUUGAACCACCUCAGAGCAAAUGUCUAGUCUAGGUUGACCACUGCAGACCUUGAAUUCAGUUUCUGGCCAAGCCCCCCCCCCCCUACUGGCCAAUUUGUAAAUAUACUCACAUGCCAAAGCCUUAUGUGCCUCUUGCUGUAGCUGGCUAGUGAUAUGCUUCAAUCCAGCACAACCUGGUGCAGAUGAAAAGCAGUGUUGUAGGGGACCAAACUAUGGAUCACUGACUGACUAAACCUUUUCAGCUCAAUGCUCUGCAGGUUCAUUAACACGCUUCUUGUUCAGCUUAUCCAAGCACUAUAAAGAAGAGUUAAUUUAUGCAGUAUUGAUCCCAAGAAAUAUGCAGGCCCAAAUGCUGCUGUGGCAAGAGUAGUAUGUUGCAUGUUAAGUCUCCUGCUCCUCUAAAAGCUGGUGUUAAUAGCAUAGCUGCUUGGUAAUGUAUGUUAGAGGGCUGGUCAAAGCUUUGAUCUAAUAUCAGCCAUUGUGUGUGUGUUUGCUACAUGUACAAUAAACAGAGUACCAUAGAGA
Molecule: messenger RNA, 1757 nt
Organism: Anguilla anguilla (European eel)
Lineage: Eukaryota; Metazoa; Chordata; Actinopteri; Anguilliformes; Anguillidae
Gene: arl2
Product: ADP-ribosylation factor-like 2
Exons: 5
Coding region: 227-781 (184 amino acids)
Biological process (GO): protein folding
Cellular component (GO): microtubule cytoskeleton; cytoplasm
Molecular function (GO): GTP binding; GTPase activity
Source: RefSeq, a predicted model, not a curated record